AUGCAGGCGCGCCGCCUGGCCAAGCGCUCCAGCCUGGGCGGCCGCCGCGGGGGCCCCGCGCUGCACCCGCCGGGCCCGGCGCCCGAGAACGGGAGGCCGCCGCUGCCCCCGCCGCCUCCCCGGAGCGCGGGGACCGGGCCCCCUCGGGCCGCCGGGGCCGCCGCGUCGCCCGUGCUGCUGCUGCUCGGCGAGGAGGACGAGGACGAGGAGGGCGCGAGCCGGCGGCGGCGGGGGCUCGGGCGGGUGCCAGAGAAGCCCCGAGGGGGCGCGGAGGAGGACGAUGACGACGACGAGGAAGACGACGAGGAGGGGGUCAUCGAGGUGGUGGACGGCGACGACGACGAGGAGGACGGCGAGGAGCGCUUUCUGCCCCUCGGCCCUGGCCGCGCGGUGCCCAGGGGCUCGGCCCGGGGCGCGUUGAAGGUGGGAAGCAUUAAGCGGGAAAUGACCUUCACCUUUCAACUGGAGGACUUCAAGCGGGACUCGAGUAAAAAAAUGUCUCAUCAGCCCUUGUUCCCCUUGGCCAUGGAGGAGGACGUGAGAAUAGCAGACACCAGAACAGCCAACCGGCCCCUCGACCAUGACAAAGAGAACACCCGCUCCGUCUGUCUCCUUGAGCAGAAGCGGAAAGUUGUUUCUUCCAACAUCGAUGUUCCUCCAGCAAGGAAAUCCUCGGAGGAACUGGACAUGGACAAGGUGACGGCAGCAAUGGUACUCACCAGCCUGUCUACCAGCCCUCUGGUCCGCAGCCCUCCUGUGCGGCCGAACGAGGGCCUGAGCGGAUCCUGGAAGGAGGGCGGCGCCCCGUCCAGCAGCUGCAGCAGCGGCUACUGGAGCUGGAGCGCCCCCAGCGACCAGUCCAACCCGUCCACGCCGUCGCCGCCGCUGUCCGCCGACUGCGCCAAGCCCUUCCGCAGCCCCGCGCCCGACGACGGCAUCGAUGAGGCCGAGGCCGGCAGCCUGCUCUUCGACGAGCCCAUCCCCAGGAAAAGAAAGAACUCCAUGAAGGUGAUGUUCAAGUGCGUCUGGAAGAACUGUGGGAAGGUGCUGAGCACCGCAGCUGGCAUCCAGAAGCACAUCCGGAGCGUCCACCUUGGGCGUGUUGGGGACUCGGAUUACAGCGAUGGCGAAGAGGACUUCUACUACACAGAGAUCAAGCUCAACACAGACUCCGUGGCCGAUGGCCUGGGCAGCCUGGCCCCAGCUUCGCCCUCCCAGUCCCUGGCUUCACCGCCCACCUUCCCCAUCCUGGAUUCAAGCCGCACAGAAACCCCUGGUGCCAAAACGGAGACUAAGCUGAUGACGCCCUUGAGCCGCUCUGCCCCCACCACCCUCUACCUCGUGCACACCGACCAUGCUUACCAGGCCACGCCCCCCGUGACCAUUCCAGGAUCAGCCAAGUUCACCCCCAAUGGCAGCAGCUUCAGCAUCUCCUGGCAGUCUCCUCCAGUUACCUUCACAGGCAUUCCAGUGUCGCCGACACAUCACCAUGCCGGGGGCGCAGGUGAGCAGAGACAGCACAAUCACACGGUUUUGUCCUCCCCGCCCAGAGGGACGGUCAGCCUAAGGAAGCCUCGGGGCGAGGGCAAGAAGUGCCGGAAGGUGUACGGCAUGGAGAACCGCGACCUGUGGUGCACGGCCUGCCGCUGGAAGAAGGCUUGCCAGCGCUUCCUGGACUGAGCCCGCCGGCCUGGCCCGUCUGCUCUGCCC
Molecule: messenger RNA, 1710 nt
Organism: Molossus molossus (Pallas's mastiff bat)
Lineage: Eukaryota; Metazoa; Chordata; Mammalia; Chiroptera; Molossidae
Gene: ZNF704
Product: zinc finger protein 704
Exons: 9
Coding region: 1-1680 (559 amino acids)
Biological process (GO): regulation of transcription by RNA polymerase II
Cellular component (GO): nucleus
Molecular function (GO): RNA polymerase II cis-regulatory region sequence-specific DNA binding; DNA-binding transcription factor activity
Source: RefSeq, a predicted model, not a curated record